Molecule: messenger RNA, 2837 nt
Organism: Oryzias latipes (Japanese medaka)
Lineage: Eukaryota; Metazoa; Chordata; Actinopteri; Beloniformes; Adrianichthyidae
Gene: erp44
Product: endoplasmic reticulum protein 44
Biological process (GO): protein folding
Cellular component (GO): endoplasmic reticulum-Golgi intermediate compartment; endoplasmic reticulum membrane
Molecular function (GO): protein disulfide isomerase activity
Source: RefSeq, a predicted model, not a curated record
CGUGAGAUUGGUUCGCCGUUUGUUUCUUGCACCGGAGAAGAGCGGCGUCGAGACGUACUAGAAAGAUUUGGGCAUCUCCCUCCUCAAAAACCUUUACCAUAAAAUGAAACAAUUAAUCCACUCUGCCAAUCUUAAAAUCCACUCCAUUACGACUAUCUUGCUGGUAAUGGGCCUCUCUUCUCCUGGACAAGCAGAAAUCGUCAGUUUGGAAUCUUCAAACAUUGAUGACGUCCUAAAUGAAGCUGGGGUGGCGUUGGUUAAUUUUUAUGCUGACUGGUGUAGGUUCAGCCAGAUGCUGCAUCCAAUCUUUGAGGAGGCGUCAAACAUCGUGAGAGAGGAGUUCCCCGAUACUAAACAGGUGGUGUUUGCUCGUGUUGACUGCGACCAGCAUUCGGACAUUGCUCAGCGUUACCGGAUCACCAAGUAUCCAACUCUAAAGUUGUUCCGCAACGGGAUGAUGAUGAAGAGGGAAUACAGGGGUCAGAGGUCAGUGACGGCAAUUGCUGACUUCAUCCGCCAGCAGCAGGUCGAUCCAGUAAAAGAAGUACACUCGCUGGAGGAAGUUAUUUCAGUAGAUAGAAGCAGGAGAAACAUAAUUGGUUUCUUUGAAAAAAAGGACUCCAAUAACUAUCACACUUUUGAAAAAGUUGCGAACAUCCUUCGAGAUGACUGCACAUUUUUAGCUGCUAUCGGUGAAGUAUCAGCGUCUGAGCGUUUCAGUGGAGACAACGUCAUCUACAAGCCUGUGGGUGAGAGCGCCCCUGACAUGGUCUACCUCGGCUCCCUCACGAACUUUGACUUGUCCUACGCAUGGACGCAGGACAAGUGUGUUCCUCUUGUAAGAGAGAUCACCUUUGAAAACGGAGAGGAGCUGACUGAGGAGGGACUCCCCUUCCUUAUUUUAUUCCACGUUAAAGAGGACACCGAAAGCUUAGAGAAGUUUCAACAUGAAGUAGCUCGCCAACUCAUCAGUGAAAAAGGGUCCAUAAACUUCCUUCAUGCAGACUGCGAUAAAUUCCGACAUCCUCUGCUCCACAUCCAGAAAACUCCAGCCGACUGUCCUGUCAUUGCUAUAGACUCGUUCAGACACAUGUAUGUCUUUCCUGACUUCAAAGACCUCGCUGUUCCCGGUAAGCUGAGACAGUUUGUUCUGGACCUUCACUCUGGUAAGCUUCACCGGGAGUUUCACCACGGUCCAGAUCCGACAGAUUCCACGCCAGGACAGGAGGAAAAUGAAGCAGCCAGCAGUCCUCCAGAGAGCUCGUUUCAGAAGCUAGCGCCCAGCGAGACUCGCUACACUAUUCUCAGAAGGGACCGGGAUGAGCUGUGAAGGAAACAGCCUGUCGGAGAUCCUGGGACUCAGUGCCACACGCCGGGUUAGGAGGGGGUUAGGGUUGGGACAGGUUAGCGGUACAGAGCAGUGACCCCCUUAUUGGAGAUAGAGAAGAUGAGGAUGACGAAGAAGGAUCAGAAGAAAACGACAUUAACAGAAGAGGAGAGUGCAGUCCACAAUACAACCAUGUUGGAAUAAUCUAUAUUUUCAUAAGUCUUUCAUAUAGUUUUUACUUUGAUUUAAGAGGAACAGGGAUAAAAGAGAAAAUGUUCUCGGCCUGUGUGAUGGGAGGGUAUUAAGACAAAAAAAAAGUUUACUUUUAUUUUUUUGAUCUUGUAAAUAUGUUUGUGCUGCAUUGGAAUCACAUUAUUGGUCUAAAUUAAAAUGCACAGUUUUCUUUAUUUAAUUCCUUUUCAUUACUCUUAUGUCAGAAAAGCAAAAGGAACAUUGUCCUCACUCCAUUUGUAUGGUUUUUAAACAUGUGGGUGGUCCUGCUUGUCUAAUGUGUCUUGUUAAGUCUCACCGACCCUAUGGGUGCAUCUCAAUAAGACCAAUUCUAGUCUUAAUUCAUUUUUAUAGCACAAGUUUUGACAAAUAUGCAUGUCUGAAGUAGCUUUACCUCCGUAUCUUCUACUAACACAAAAUGUUUAGAAAGUACUUUGGAAAGCCUCAACUGUUGCAGCUCGAUACAAAAGAUAAAGCAAUUUCAGCGCCUCCCUCCUAUUGAGAUGCAACCCCUUCCCUCCUUGACCUGUUGGUAUCACGGCUGUGGACGCCAUCUCUGACGCUACUUAUGGGUUAUUUUUUUUUUUUUUAAUAGUUCUGAACUUGAACAGAUUCCAGUAGUCUGUCAUCACCAGUGAACAGGAACUGUUUAAGUGUCCAAAUGUUGAGUGUUUGCUUUAUGUCCUCAAUGGAACACGUCAAAGCAGCAAAGUUCAACUAAGCCAGAAACACAACCAAGCUCUUCAUGAAGCCUGGUGGUGGCAGCAUCAUGCUGUGAGGCAGAUCCUGAGUGAGUGACAGCGGAAGAGGCGGACAGAGCUCCAACCCUUCUCACCUUUAAAUAUCAUUUUUAAUAAGCUGUAACCUCAGCACAUUGUUUUUGUUUUUUACUUAAAUCAUUAAUAUGCCUGCAAACAAAAAACAUUAUUUUGACCCAAUUAGAUGUGAAGAAACUGAUAAAAUGAUCAAUAUUUAAAGGUGAAUUCUUUUCAUUUUCAAUGCUAAAAAACUGUUUGUGUUUAAUAUGAUCUUGAAAUCAAAAUGGGAAUUUAUUCUUUUUUUGUGGGAAAGUGGAGGGGGGGGGGGGGGGGCAAAUGGUGAAAGAUGAAGUCUGAAGCGACAUGUUUGCAAACCCAUGUGUAUUGUUCCAUCCAGCACCACAGACACCUGUGACAUAGCAGCCCACUUACAGAGUCCUGAUGGGAGUUUGAUGCUCUUUUAAAAACGGUCAUCUCAGAGAACAACGGGUUGACAAGUACAUUAAAAACCAUUUUACAGA